Molecule: messenger RNA, 1038 nt
Organism: Penicillium manginii
Lineage: Eukaryota; Fungi; Ascomycota; Eurotiomycetes; Eurotiales; Aspergillaceae
Product: aldehyde reductase II
Exons: 2
Coding region: 1-1038 (345 amino acids)
Molecular function (GO): oxidoreductase activity, acting on the CH-OH group of donors, NAD or NADP as acceptor
Source: RefSeq, a predicted model, not a curated record
AUGUCUGAAUUAAACGUCACUAUCCCCAAGGGCUCCUUGGUACUGGUCACCGGUGCGAAUAGCUACCUAGCAUCGCAUAUCAUCCAACAAUUUCUUGAACGAGGAUACAAAGUCCGAGGUACCGUCCGAAACAUCGAGAGAACAUCCUGGCUAGUCCAAGAUCUCUUCAAGACAGCGACGGAAAACGGCAAUUUCGAGCUCGUCCUAGUACCAAACUUCAUCGCCCCGAAUGCCUUCGACGAAUGUGUCAAGGGCGUCUCCGCCAUUAUUCACGUCGCCACACUGGGCUUCGAUCCAAAUCCGAACAAUGUCUUACCACAAAUUGUCGCUGUCACUAACUCCAUCCUGGAGUCUGCCUUGAAGGAGCCUUCAGUGAAAGAAUUCGUUUACACCAGCUCACUAGCUGCUAUGGUCAUCCCUAAUAUGGACCCAACUCAUCUAACCUCGGAUUCUUGGAAUGACGCUGCAGUCAAGCUUGCUUGGGCGCCUCCUCCGUACGAGCCGGCUCGGGCUUUUAUCGUGUACGCUGCAAGCAAGACAGUUGCGGAGAAAGCUUUGUGGGAAUUUGUUGAGAAGAGAGAUCCCAAUUUCACUGUCAACUCUAUCAUUCCGGCAAGCAUUAUGGGUGAAUUUCUCGCCAGACCCCACGCUGAGUUACCUCAGAUGUUUGUCACGGCUCUGUAUCGUGGAGAUUUGGUCGCAUUGCAACAGCUCCUCCCGACCCCAGGAACUAUUCAUACCGAUGUGAAAGACACUGCACUUCUCCACGUUGCAGCGGCUCUUGACCCUGAAAUCAAGAACCAGCGGCUUUUUUCCUGGGGGGAGUCUUGCACGUGGAAUGAAAUUCUCGCUUUGAUGCGCACUAUUGCUCCUAGGCGGGAUUUUGUUGACGAUCUACCUGGCGAGAGACUCAAGUUGACCGCAGAUGAUGCUAAAUCUCUGGAUUUGCUGAAGAAAUGGACUGGUCAAGAGGGGUGGACAUCUUUGAAAGAGACGAUCACCGACAACAUGACCAACGUCAUGAUGUGGUUUCCUUGA